CCAUUGAGCGACACGUGUCACCAGCUCCCACCCCCCGCGCCACUCGAUUUUUUUUUCUCCCUUCCCUCUUUCUCAAUCAUAAAACCAAAGAGACAGAGUCUUCACCGCAACCAAAUUCCUUUCUCCCCCUUAUCUCGCCGUCGGAAUUUCCACCCUCUAAUCCCUUCUUCUUCCCCAGAGCUCUAUCUCUUCUCUUCUGGUCUCUCGUCCCUCGCCAAUGGCGGAUUGACCUGAUUAGGUCUUUGUUUUUGUUUGUCUUUUUCCUUUUCCUUCUUGGGCGUGACGAAGAUGAAACAGGGGAACAACUGCUCUCUCCUACCCUCUUACUUCGAAGAACACGAGCACGAAGUCGCCUCAAUUCUGCUUGACCUUCCUCUUGUAAUCGACCAAUCCAAACCCUCCGCCGCCUCCGCCUCGUCGCAUCAUUCCAUUCCGUUCUUCUGGUCCGGCAAGCGGAAGAGAUCUUGUCUCUCUCGCGGAGGCCGAAUCGAUUCCUCGCCUUCAACUGCAGCAUUAUCUCCGAGCCCGUCUCUUCGUGAUGCCCAGCAGCCGUUGGCGGCGGUCGAGAAAAGUUCGGCGGCGAGGGGAGAAUCGAAACCUAAGGAGGAAAAGGAGGGCAGCCCUACAACGCCGCUUUCCCUGUCACUGAGCGUAGAGGAAGAAUCCGGUGAGAAUCCUCCCCGCUGUAAGCGGAGAGUCGCCUCCGCCGUCAGCAAAAAGCAGUCGAGGAAGGAUUUGAUGGAGAAAGUUGCCGAGAGCGCGGAACAGCGGAAAGUUUUACGGAAGGUAAUUUUGAAGUUUCUCCCUUUUUUCUUCUCCACUCUGUUUCCCCAAUCCGUCUAAUAUUGUCACUGGAAAUUUACUGUGGGGGGUUGCGGAUUAAACACAGGAGAUUGAGAAUGUAACCCGUUAUUACAAAACUUUGGAAGAGGAAAAUUCGAAACUGAAAGCCAUUGAAGAACAGCUGAGGCUUGGCAAGGAAGAGAAAAGGCCUGGAUUAACCGAAACCCAAUUGGCCCAACCGAGAGCCGGUUCAGUGGUUGUGAAUGAAAAUGCAGUGGAGGAAUCACUGAUUCGAAAGGUUGGGGUGGUGCCUCCGUGUUCAUCUAGCUGCAGCAGCAGUGGUAACAAUAAUAAUAAUGGCAGCGGGGCGAUUGGGAUUGAUCUGAACAGCGGGAGUGGGAAUGUGAAUGUGUGUUUUCCGGUGGGGGAAGGGAGGUGGGAGGAGUCGAUUUUGGGGGACUGCUGGCUGCGGCGGUUUGAUGAUUCAGGGCUAAGGGCGGCAACGGCGGCGACGGCAAGGAAGAGGAGGAUUGAGAAGAGGAGGGAACAAAAAGAGCGACGGCGGCGAGGGUUAACUAAUAUUAGGUGGGCUUGUUGGAGUGAGAAAAACUUUAACUAAUAUGAUAGUGCUGCGUAGUUUUUUAGUUAACUAAUUGUAUUAUUAUUAAUCUUAUGAUUAUCGGCUUAUAUAGAUUAUUAAUCAAUAUUUUUGGAUUAAGUUGCUUAUUAGUUACUUUUUCCUUAAGCAAAACAGAUCUAAGGAUGUUUUAUUAUUGUUAAUGCUGGCAGCUCUAGUGGU
This is a messenger RNA of Linum tenue, 1582 nucleotides long. NCBI's taxonomy places the organism in Eukaryota, Viridiplantae, Streptophyta, Magnoliopsida, Malpighiales, Linaceae. The record is from the annotation of a GenBank genome assembly.